Poeciliopsis prolifica (blackstripe livebearer) is the source of this 1046-nucleotide messenger RNA. RefSeq names its product alkB homolog 4, lysine demthylase (gene alkbh4). The record is from RefSeq and is a predicted model, not a curated record. The transcript has 3 exons. Gene Ontology annotation, biological process: protein demethylation; oxidative demethylation; actomyosin structure organization. Gene Ontology annotation, cellular component: contractile ring; midbody. Gene Ontology annotation, molecular function: oxidoreductase activity; demethylase activity; actin binding. NCBI's taxonomy places the organism in Eukaryota, Metazoa, Chordata, Actinopteri, Cyprinodontiformes, Poeciliidae. The coding region runs from base 6 to 839 and encodes 277 amino acids.
GCACCAUGAUGGCGCCCGAUAUCAACAAUGAUGGUGUUUCUUCGUGCGGCUGUAAAGGCAUCCGACGAUGUCUCAUUUGUGAAAAGUUCAAAGGGAAAACUCAGACAGAGACAAUGGAGCUGGAGAAGACUGUGCACCAUUUUCUCUAUGAUGCUGAAACAAAACUCGCUGUCUGCAAAGAUGGAGAAGGUGCAUCUUUUCCUUUUCCCGGUGUCUUCUUGUGGGAGAACUUCAUAUCUGAGGAAGAGGAGAAGGAGCUGAUCUGCUCCAUGGACCAGGAUGUUUGGAAUCCGUCACAGUCUGGUCGAAGGAAACAGGACUAUGGUCCAAAGGUGAACUUCAAGAAAAAGAAAGUGCGUCUGGCAGACUUCAAAGGGCUCCCGGCUUUGAGCCAGAAACUGGUGCUGCGAAUGCAACAGGACCCAAACCUGCAGGGCUUCCAACCAGUGGAGCAGUGCAACCUGGACUACCACCCUCAGCGAGGCUCCGCCAUUGAUCCGCACCUCGACGACUCUUGGCUGUGGGGGGAAAGGCUUGUCACAGUCAACAUGCUCUCAGAGACCGUGCUCACCAUGUCUCUGGAAGAGGACCUGCCAGAGCGCGGGCUGGUGGGGGUGAUCCGCGUGGCCGUACGGCUUCCCAGGAGGUGUUUGGUGGUGCUGUAUGGGGAGGCAAGGCACAGAUGGAAACAUGCCAUUCACAGAGAGGACAUUCAGGAGCGCAGAGUCUGCAGCACCUACAGAGAGCUGUCUGCAGAGUUCCUGCCUGCAGGGCGGCAGGCGGACCUGGGAGCCAAGCUGCUCAAUAUGGCUUUGACAUUCAGAGGAACUCCUGUAUAAACUCAUCAGACAUCUUAACUGUCCUUGACUGAAGUGAAUGCUUGUAGUGUUUUUCACAACCAUUUACCAAAACAAGGCAAAACAGCUCUAAUAUGCCAAAGACUUGUGAAGCAGUGUUUUAUGUUUUUUUUUCUAAUUUAAACUUUCACAACGGUUUAUCCCAAUCUUUGUGUCUGUAUUCUGAAAAUAAAGUACUUUCUUUCUGUU